GAAACAAAAGAGAUGCAAAGUGUUAACAGUAUUCCUGGCUCUGUUUUGAUUUGUUUUGCCAUUUGUCAGUUUAUAUUUGAAUACAUUAUGUUCGAUUGGACUUCAGCUUUUCUUUUCAGAGCCAAGCUAAACAACGAAAGCAAAGUGUUUGCAAAUGGUACAAUUUAUUACCACUGAAGGGCUUUUAUUCAGAUGCUGACAUGACCUCGUUCGACACACUUUGGGACUCUAAAUCUCUGGACAGCUGUAUCCAGAGCACACUCGCGGUGCUUUACCCGCCAUUCGAAGCCAGUGGUGGCACUGUGCUGUGCCAGGUGCUGGAUGUGGUCGAGUCAUCGUACCGUGGAGACGGCCUGCGCUACCUCAUUGACUUCCUGGUCCCCGCCAAGCACAUUCUUCAGAGCAUCCAGCAUGACGCAUGUUUUCCAUAUUGUGGUUUCCUGUUCCGCCAUGAGGGGUGGCCACUGUGCAUCCACGAGAAGAUCAUAGUCCAGUUGACCUCUUUGGACAGGCGUGUCCUUCAGCCCGGUGACUUCUAUCUGCAGGUGGCUGCAUCACCCAAAAAACCCCCACGCAUCACCCUCAAGUGCCUAUCAGGAAGUGGGCAGCAUGUGGAAGAGCUGGAGAUCCCGGAGUUAGCAUAUAGCACACUUUUCAGCAUGGCCUGGCUGGACUCUGUCAAUCAGGAGAGAAGCGGAAAUGGCAGAGUCACCCUCGAGCACUGCCUUUUGUCUGCUGAUAAUGACAUUUUUAGGGUGCCUUGGGAAGAUGUCGUUCAUCCCGAGUUCAUUAGCAGACCCCCGAAAGCGAGCCAGUUGGUAUUGGAGAAUAGAACAGUUGAGAAAACUGAGGUAAAAGAAGGGCAGGACGACUGUGCUUCUGAAUCUGGCCAUGAAGUUUUGAUUGACACAUCCAUGGCAGAGUCAAGGGAGAGACAGGAUUCGUGUAAGGUGGUGAAACUUCUCCCUGCUCUAGAGCAGAACAGUAGUGGAAGGAGCAGUGCCGCUGAUGAUUCAGAAGGUGAAUAUGUAGAACUUGCAGAUAUCACUCUGCCACGCUUUUCCCCACAGAAAGGCUCUUUGACUCAGGCUAUAAGCAUGAACUACAGAAAUCUACACAAACCACGGACUACAGAACCUCAACAACCCAGUACUAAUGCAUUGGAGAGCUCUGUGAAAAGUGACAAGUGUCCCCAGAGCAUUUUAUGUGCCAUGUUGAUCGAGGAGAACCUUACUGAGCCAUUUCAUCAUCAGACGCCAGCAGAUCUGCACAGCAAGAGGCAGGAGGCGAACACGUGUGAACCAACGUCUUCUAAAGGUACAUCCUCCUCUGACUGUAUGCUUGAGCAUGAGCCUGUGCCAGUGUGUGUGCCUGAAGCCUUGGACUGCAUCAGUACAGCACUUUGUGACUUGAAAACGAACAAUGAGAUGAAUAUAGACUGUGACUCUUCAAAUCUUGUGCCAGAACCAGAUUCUAACCAGCCUACACUUAAUAGCUAUACUGCUAAUGUAGAUGAUGCAAAUGCCAUGGAUAAGCAAAGAAUUGUAAGUAGGGAUGAAACUGACAGUAACCCGAGUGACUACCCUGCUCAACAGGACACAAGCAAAACAAACACAGAGCUUGUGGCGGCUUCCACUUCUGUUGAGACUCAAAAAGAGGCACAGCUAGAGGUAGAGGCUAGUCAGAAAGUACAGACUGAGUGUAAACAGGAAGAUCCUACAGACCAGCCAGCCAGCCAGCCUGCAGAAUCUGAGAGUAGGACUUGUAGUAGUGACACUGAGGAGGUCAGUCCAGGGUCAGCAAGCCCCCAGGGGCAGCAGGUAGACUGGGCUAUUGUCUCCACACAGCCUGGGGAGGGUUACGUUACAGCCAUUCUUUCAGGUCAUAAGAGGACAGAGGCAUGUGAGAGGAAAGAAAGUGAGAACAGGAACAAGGGAUAUGUAGAUACAGAAAUGGGCCAACCAAGGGAUGAGACUGAGGGUGAACAAUUAACUGAGAUGCAACAUGUGGAUGAGAGUGAAGCAGGUACAGAAGGGAAGGAAACUGAGAAUGAAUCGAACCCAGAGGAUAUGACAGUUAAUACGGUAGAAGAAGCAGUGACUCCACAAACAGGUUUGAUUAAUUCCAUACCUGAAUCUUGCACAAAAGUAAACACACCUCCGGGUCAACAGACAGGCAGGUCUUUAGAUACAGAGGAAAGACAAGAAACUCUAGAGAGACAAAAGAAAGAGUUCAAGUUGGUAGAGGAAUGCAAAAGUAUGCAGAUUGAGCCCAAGGAGGCUGAGGAUGUUGGAAUUAUGGGAUGUCCUGUGAUUGAGAAUGAGGUAACCAUAGAGAAUAAGACAGAGUCUGCAGUCUUUCAGAAUCAUAGCGUUAUAUCAGAUGUGCCCACAGCAGAUGUCUAUGCACCUGCAGAGCAAAUGAAUACAGACACUAUGGAUGCACUGGUGGAGGGAGUGAAUACCUCUCCUGUUGUCCAAGUGGAGGAGGAGAUGAACAGCCGACAGGAAGAAAGGAUAGAGAUGCAGAGGGCAGAGGAUGAGCCCGUAACUUCUGUUAAUAAUACUCAACUGGAAGCAGGCAAGGAGUUUCAUCAGCAGCAGCAGGAGAAAGACUUGAUGCAUACAGCGGACCCGUUGCUGUGUCCAGCUUCAGUGACUCCUCCUCUGGGUGAAAUUCACAGCGAGGACUGUACAGUGACACCACAGGGUUCUCUUCCUGCAUCUCCCAGUCAGGCUGUGAGGAAUCUGCCUCUUCUUACUGAAACUCACAAUAUCAACUCUGACAUCCUGCGCUCUGGAGUGCUCUGCCUGCCUGGGACACGAGACAAAUCAGGACAUGCACUCGUAACAGUGACAACAAGAAACACCGCUUGGCUGAACCCAAACUGCAACAGUAGUGAGCUUGUGCGCAUAAUGGUCUACUUCUAUGCCAUUCUCAGAAAGGAAGUGCAGGCGUUGGGUUUGACUGUUCUAGUGGACGCCCGCAGGUGCUCACCUGUCCCUGCUCUCUUCAAAGCCUUCACUUUCCUGCAGGAGGCCAUGCCUGGAUGCAUCCACAGUGUCCUAGUGUUGGCUGACAGAGAUCUGGCUUUACGCAUGGAGAAGCCUACUGCAGUUCAGGUGGAGUUGCUGACCUCUCUGAAGUCUCUCUAUAAGCAUAUUAAGGUUUCUCAGCUCCCCUCUGAGUUUGAUGGCACUUUUCCUUUCUCCCAUAACAGCUGGAUCUGUUUCAGGAUUAGGGUUGAACAGUUGACCAGUAAUUGCGAGAACGCCAUAAAUCUUCUGCAACGCACAAUCAACAGGAUGGAGUCUACAGUUCUCCCUCCUACUGCUGAGGAGGCACAAGUGCUUCUGUACGAGUAUAAAGAGCUCAUGAGGAGCGUGUUGGAGGACAGUCAGCUGGUGCGCCUGCAGCUGGAGGGAGGAGCCGCUCUGUCCCGCCUCCGCAAAGAGGAAACCAGCGUCAGCCUCACUGAGGACUACAGAGAUGCCAUUGAGAAUGUGGGAAGUCUGUACAAUCAGGUGGACGAGCUGGUCCAUAAGCUCGUAAUGCUCUCCAACAAGUGCACUCAGGAGCUGGAGUUUAUUAUGGAGUUCAAGAGCCUGGAGGAGGGAUUCAGGGAGGUGAGUCAGUGGAUAGAUAAGGUUGGAGAAAGUAGGCUGCAGACACUGGGCGAGCUGGAGGAUUCUUUGGAGCAGCUACGCAGCAAGCAGGCGCUUUUCAGAGAAUUCUACUCAGCGGCUUAUGAGCACUGUAAGAGUGGAGAAGCACUUCUGGAGCGGUUAGAGCGAUGGGAGGAUAUCUCUUCAGCAGAGCUGCAUGCGUACGAGGUUAAAGUGCGUUCCUUCUGGGUUCACUUGCACAAUUUCUCUCAGAGAGUAGAAGACACUAAGGAGAAAAUCGACAAGACUGUGCGCCUUUACGAGUUCUUUGACAAGGCAUAUGGAUGGGCUCUAGAAGGCAUGAGGCACUUGGCCUGUGUAAGUAUGGAGGAUUGUAGCGCACCUGAGAAGUGCCAGGGAGUGAUGGCUUGCCUGGAGAGCUACCGCAGCCAACACGUGCCGAUCCCAGAUGCACAUUUUCAGGAGAUGAAGGACCUCGCUGUGGAGUUAAAGAGCGACCAGGGCCUUAAACAGUGGAAAUUUGCCUGGUCAAAGUGCCAGGAAACCAAGCAGAUAUUUGAGAAAAAGCUGGAGGCGGCACUGCGUACCCGCAACUCCGGUUCAGGUGCCAGCAACCCCCGUGGACCCCAGGAGCGGAGUAGCAGUCUUUCGUUCUCCUGCAGGAAAGCCUUCAGCAGCAUCCGUGCUCGUGACCGCGUCUCCUCUACCCCCUGCAGCCCAGUAGGCACUCAUUCAGAUGGCCACGUUUCUCUAAGAACUCAAUCAGGAAGUGUUUGUCACACAGAAAACCGGAUUCCACACAGCACUCCGCUUAACUCACACAGACUCACCCGCAGCACAUCUUCAGAUGCAUCUCCUUACCCAGAUUACUCAUCUUCCUGUUCCGCCAGCCCUGCACUCUCCUCUCUUGGAGACACAAAACGAAGGGUUCUAAGGAAAACUCAGAGCUUCGAUGCUGCUGGAAGCGAGGUGGGCACACGCUAUGGCACGUGCCAAAGGACGCUAAGUGAGCCGGCACGCAGAGGCCACAUGGGCGUGUUUAUAAAAGGCCUGGAGGUGAGCAGCACAGAGGGGAGUGAUCGGCACUACAACUCGCACCUAGCACCAGCACACAACUGGGCAUCGCAAGAUACACAACUUACAGGGAGCCCUGUUCCAGAGCCACGUGCCAAGGGCAGUAAACUGCGACACAUCGUGGAUGAAAUGGUGACAACAGAGCGUGAAUAUGUACGCUCCUUGCGUUACAUUAUUGAUCAUUACUUCCCCGAGAUGGAGCGUCCUGACCUGCCUCAGGACCUGCGGGGAAAGCGCAGCGUCAUCUUUGGCAACCUGGAGAAGCUGGUAGACUUCCACAGUCAGUACUUCCUCAAGGAGCUGGAGAGCUGCUGUAACCAUCCCCUCCGCGUCAGCCACUGCUUCCUGCGCCAUCAAGAUCAGUUUGGAUUGUACGCUCUGUACAGCAAGAAUAAGCCCAAGUCAGAUUCACUGCUGGCCAGCCAUGGAAACAGCUUCUUUAGGCAUAAACAGCUGGAGCUGGAAGAUAAGAUGGACUUGGCCUCGUACCUGCUGAAGCCCAUCCAGCGAAUGAGUAAAUAUGCUCUGCUGCUCAAGGAUCUGAUUAAGGAGGUGAGUGAGGCUCAGGAGCAGGAGCUGUCGUAUCUACGUGCUGCUGCUGAGAUGGUCAAAUUCCAGCUGCGCCAUGGCAACGACCUGCUAGCCAUGGAUGCCAUCCGUGACUGCGAUGUGAACCUGAAGGAGCAGGGCCAGCUGGUCCGCCAGGAUGAGUUUACCAUCUGGUACGGGAGGAAGAAGUGCCAGAGACAUGUGUUCCUGUUUGAGGACCUGGUACUGUUCAGCAAACCCAAACGCAUUGAGGGAGGCCUAGACGUCUACAUUUACAAGCACUCCUUUAAGACUGCUGAUGUGGGGAUGACUGAGAAUUCGGGGGAGAACGGGCUACGCUUUGAGAUUUGGUUUCGCAGGAGAACAUCAAAGAACCAGACAUACAUCCUCCAGGCUGCUACCGCUGACAUUAAGCAAGCAUGGACCGCAGACAUUGCCCGCAUACUGUGGCAACAGGCCACACGCAACAAAGAAAUCCGUAUGCAGGAGAUGGUGUCCAUGGGAGUGGGCAAUAAGCCAUUUUUGGAUAUUAAACCCAGCGAUGCUGCUAUCAACGACCGGGCCAUUGAUUACAUCAUGAAAGGCAGAGGAGCCAGGACGAGAGCUUCCAUCGCCGUCUCCCUAUUUGACCACACUAAUCCAUUUAAGAGAGCCGCAGUGAGUGUGCCAGCGAAUGGACCUCCAGGGGCAGGUGGACCUCCCUCUUCCACACUGCUGGGGCCACUAAACCUUCACAUGUACAGCAGUCAGACGCUGCUAUCAGGAGAGAGACCCCUAAUCAGCCCCUGCAUCGAAGAAGAUGAGCUUGAGCAUGAAACCAGCAGUCAGCCCUCUAUGACUACAGAGAGUUCAGGAUCAUCCUCACACUGUCUGUCAGGCAGCGGCUCAAGUGGUUCAGACAGCGGCUGUGUGUCCAGUCACCUCCCCGAGGCUCUGUCUGAGGAGCCUAGUUCACCAUGCGACUCAUCCUGCUUCACCUCUGAGCAUAAACCCAGCUUCAACACCCAAUACAUUUCAACGAAAGGUGCUCAGGUUCUAGGCCCAUCCACUAUAGUGUGAGUGCUCUGUAUAACCACAGCUGCUACUGUUUAAAGUCUGGCUGCCCUUCUAGAAGAUGACAGUGCCACCUCACACAGAAGAGGAAACAGGCGUGUAUUUAUUGUUCUGCCCAAUCUCCGGCAAAUUUCAUUUCCUCAUACAGACUUUUGAUAGAGCUGGGAAAUAGCACUGUUUAAAAAAAAAAAAAAAAUGCCACUUGUGAUCUGAUAAAGCAUAUAUAUAACUUUUUUUAAGGAUGUUGAUUUAAAUGUUGUAUUUAUCAUUUUGUUUUUUAAGUUCUGGUACAGUAGUUUUCUGUACUCAUCAGUAACUGUAAAUAAGAAUUGCUUUAGUUUAACACAGUUGGAGACUGUUUCUCAGUUUGUUUUUCUUAUUUGUCUAUUGACCACUUUGCUGUAGACUGCAAAAGAAUUGGCUCUGGAAUACCUCAAUACCAGAAGGCACACCUACACCUGAUCAUAAGGGUACAACGACACUCCUCCGAUAGUUCAAAAGAAGCAUGUUCUUCACUUUUACACCUGAAGAAUGUUCACUUCAGUUUUUAUUUCUUUGUUUAUUUCUUUGUUGCGAUUGUCUAAACUGACCUGUGGCCAGUCACUUGCCUCGCUGGAUUUCAGCUGCUCCAGCUUUUGAAGCUCAGCCCUGUUCCAGGAUCAGUGUUCAUGUUCACGUAGCAGUCAGCAAGAAACACUGAGGAGAGUUUCACUGAUCCUAGGUCAGUCAAAGCCGGUUGCUGCUCAGUGGCCACUGAUCACCGUUAAAACCUGUUUGAGGAGAGAGUUAAUUUUACUUGUCUUGUAUCUGCUUAAUCGAUAACAGCAAAAUGACUGACGAACAACACUGUACAUUGCCUGUAAAUAUUAGCACCUGUGGUGCAUAAGUAAAUAGCAUGUAGUGAGUAAGACUGCGAUUACUUUGUACCUGAAUACGAAUAUGAAUAUGAAUACAUUAGUCAGCCAACCAGGGAAUCACUAAAGUGCCAUUUAUAUCAGCUAUAAAAACAUUCACAUGUUAAAAAAACAAAUUGUUUUUUUAUUUUAUUUCCAUUUACAGUUGAAGAAUAAAUGUCACUUUAAAGUGUCAUAUUUUUAACAGAUUCACACAAAUAAAACUGGAUUGGUUUGUAUUCACAAUGAA
Molecule: messenger RNA, 7445 nt
Organism: Silurus meridionalis
Lineage: Eukaryota; Metazoa; Chordata; Actinopteri; Siluriformes; Siluridae
Gene: plekhg4
Product: pleckstrin homology domain containing, family G (with RhoGef domain) member 4
Exons: 24
Coding region: 201-6308 (2035 amino acids)
Molecular function (GO): guanyl-nucleotide exchange factor activity
Source: RefSeq, a predicted model, not a curated record